AUGGUUGAUUUGAUUGGAGAGUCAUCGCAUAACCAAAUAGGGAAUGUUUCAGCAGAGAAAAUGGACAAAUUGUUAGUUGAUAGUGAUGGCAAUGAUGUUGAAGACCUGUUAUUGAAUAGUACAAGAAGUAUCGGUGGUGUUAAAUUCGUAGGAUUGAGCAUUGAUGCUGCUAAGAAAUAUGUAUUUUCAGACCUUGAUGUUGCCUUUGCCUUUUACAAUGCAAUUGGCAGGGUCAAUGGAUUUUCAAUUAGGAAAUUCAAGGUUAGACGAAGUGAGAUUGAUAAGAGCAUACUCUUGCAAACAUUUGUGUGUUUGAGACAAGGAUAUCGUAUUUUCAGAAGGGACGGUGAAACAAGUAGGAAGAAAGCUCUAAAGCCAGAGACUAGGUGUGGGUGUGUAGCCUAA
Arachis stenosperma is the source of this 405-nucleotide messenger RNA. RefSeq names its product protein FAR1-RELATED SEQUENCE 5-like. Lineage: Eukaryota; Viridiplantae; Streptophyta; Magnoliopsida; Fabales; Fabaceae. The record is from RefSeq and is a predicted model, not a curated record. Bases 1 to 405 code for a protein of 134 amino acids. The transcript is spliced from 2 exons.